AUGGUGCACACCCUAGUGCCGUGCCCUCAGGCCGCGGCCGGCGGCGGGGCCGUCCACGUGCAGGCCCGGUCCCGGUCCUGGGCUGCGCGGUAUGGCGCCCCUCUGCCGCUGCGCCGGUCCUGGCGCGCACAUGCGGCCCAGGCGCCGCGGUCUGCGCCUGCACAGCGCCGCCGGCGCCUGGUGCGGGCCAGGGCGGCCACGCAGGAGGCGCUGCCGACGCUGGCGAUCCCGGAGGGGUCCGACCUGCAGCCCACGGUCGUGAUGAAGUUCGGGGGCAGCUCCGUGCGGGACGCGGAGCGCAUGCGGGAGGUGGCGGAGAUCGUGUGUUCAUGUCCCUGCGGCGGCGACUCGGGGGCCCAGGGCGGGUACCUCCCGUGUCUGGUGCUCUCCGCGAUGGGCAAGACGACGAACAUGCUGCUUGAGGCCGGCGACGCCGCGCUGCGCUGCACGAGCGCGCCGGAGGUGGCGGAGAUUGCGGCACUGGAGAACAUCAAGGAGUUGCACCGCGCGACUAUGGACGAGCUCGAGGUCGACGAGGAGACGCGGGCGGAGGUGGAGAGGCUCUUGGGGGGCCUGGAGCAGCUGCUCGUCGGCGCGAUGAUCAUGGAGCACCUCAGCAACCGCGCGCGCGACCAGCUCGUCUCGUACGGCGAGCGCAUGUCGACGCGCAUCUUUGCGGGAUACCUCCGCCGCUGCGGGAUCCCCGCACGCCAGGUCGACGCGUUCGCGGCCGGCAUGGUCACCGACGACGCCUUCACGAACGCCGACGUCCAGUACGCCGAGGCGCUCCCGGCGCUGCGCGAGAGCCUGUCGUUUUCCCCCGGCGAGCAGCGGGCCGUGCAGGUGGUGACGGGCUUCCUCGGACGCGGCAAGAACACCGGCGCGGUGACCACGCUGGGCCGGGGAGGCUCCGACCUCACGUGCACGGUCCUCGGCGCCGCGCUCGGGCUCCCGGAGGUCCAGGUGUGGAAGGACGUCGACGGCGUCCUCACCUCCGACCCCCGGCUGGUCCCCGGCGCGCUGCCGGUCCGCGAGCUGACGUACGAGGAGGCCACGGAGCUCGCGUACUUCGGCGCGCAGGUCCUGCACCCCGCCGCGAUGCGCCCCGCGCAGCAGACGGGCAACAUGGCGGUGCGCGUCAUGAACAGCUACAACCGCACGGCGCCGGGGACCGCGAUCCGCGCCGAGCGCGACCUCAGCAAGAGCCUCCUCACGUCGAUCGUGCUCAAGGACGACGUCACGAUCGUCGACGUCGUCAGCUCGCGCUCCCUCGGGCAGGUGGGGUUCCUGGCCAAGGUGUUCGAGGUGUUCCGCCAAAACGGGAUCUCCGUCGACAUGGUCGCGACGUCCGAGGUGUCGGUGUCGGUCUCGCUCGACCCCGCGAAGAUCUGGCGGCGCCCCGUGGAGGACCACGAGCUCGAGGACCUCGGGCGCGAGUUUGCGGAGUUUGCCGAAUUCCGAGUGCGGCGGGGCGCGGCGAUCGUGUCUCUGGUGUGCAACGUGCAGCGGUCGUCGGAGAUCCUGCAGCGCGUGUUCGCCACGCUGUUCGACAAGGGCAUCAACGCGGAAAUGAUCUCGCAGGGCAGCUCGAAGACCAACGUGAGCAUCGUGAUCGACCAGUCGCGCGCCAAGGAGGCCGUGACGGCCAUCCACAGCGCGUUCUUCUGA
Molecule: messenger RNA, 1668 nt
Organism: Pedinophyceae sp. YPF-701
Lineage: Eukaryota; Viridiplantae; Chlorophyta; Pedinophyceae
Source: the annotation of a GenBank genome assembly